Molecule: messenger RNA, 4225 nt
Organism: Phyllostomus discolor (pale spear-nosed bat)
Lineage: Eukaryota; Metazoa; Chordata; Mammalia; Chiroptera; Phyllostomidae
Product: olfactory receptor 52E4-like
Exons: 2
Coding region: 909-1871 (320 amino acids)
Biological process (GO): G protein-coupled receptor signaling pathway
Cellular component (GO): membrane
Molecular function (GO): G protein-coupled receptor activity; olfactory receptor activity
Source: RefSeq, a predicted model, not a curated record
UUUUUUCUUUCACAUGAAAGAAUUGUGGUCUUGGAGGUAUUAACAGGUAUUGGGGAUCAUGUAAAGCCUAAAUCAUUCUUUAGCUGUUUGAUCCCUCCACUGCUUACUUUUGGCCACAGGCCCUGGAUGUUCAUCCUUUGUCCUGCAGCAGUCACUGCUGACAUGGAGACAGGCUGGUAACCUUCUAGCUCAGGGAUCAGUAAAUGUCACCACAACUCUGAACUUUGUGUCUACCCCUGUACAACAGCACCUUGAAGAAGAGGGAGAUACAGGAGGUGGUGAAAUCAGACAGCCAUUUAGGUACUAGGGAAAUAAGAUAUGCAUUUGUGAAAUGACUGGAAAAUAAUCCAAAGAAGAAUCUGAUUAAUAUUGGAGUCCUCAAAGACCAUUUUUUCUGUAACUUGGCAGUGAAGUUUGGCGAGUGAGAUAUCUCCAAAUUAAGUUAUUUUGCAGAUGUUAAGAUUUUGGGUGGAUUUGAAUGAAAGUUAGUGGUGUAAUACUAGGGGUCAAUGUUGAUUAAAUCUAGCACCAGCAUUCAGAACUUGGGAAUAUGAGCAUGACAGGAAGCAUUUUUAUGUAACAUAAGUUCCUGAGUAUUUACUGAAAUUUGCUUAUGUGAAUUGCUCCAGGUAACAGAUAUAUUAAGAUAUCUGACCUGGUCUGAUCUUCUAGUCCAAUGCAUUUUCCACUGGACCAAGUUGUCUUGCCUCUUCUAUAUUUGGAGAUCUUGCAGAAAUACUGACUAAACUGAAAAUUAUUUCUGAAUGUUUUCUGAGAACUAUGAGGAAAGAGUGAUGGCGAUUAUGGUUUUUGUGGGACCUUAUAUCUUGAGCUUCCAACCCCCAUAUCGUUGAAUUUAACCUGUCUUUUUAUUUUUUUUCCAGUAGUCCUUUGCUCUUCUAAGUGAGAUGAUCACCAUGAUUCUUCUCAAUAAUUCUUACCUCUUCCCACAUAGUUUCUUCUUGGCUGGCAUUCCAGGAUUGACUGCUGUCCAUAUUUGGAUCUCACUUCCCUUUUGCUUCAUGUUCCUCCUGGCAGUGACUGGGAAUGGUGUUCUGCUUUUUCUUAUUCGAACAGAACGUUGCCUUCACCAGCCCAUGUUUUUCUUUCUUGCCAUGCUCUCCUUUGUUGACCUGGUUCUCUCCCUCUCCACUUUGCCCAAGAUGCUGGCUAUUUUCUGGUUUGGUGCUACAGCCAUUAGCUUCCACUCCUGUCUUUCCCAGAUGUUCUUCAUCCAUGCAUUUUCUGCCAUGGAGUCAGGAGUGCUGGUGGCCAUGGCCCUGGACCGCUUUGUGGCUAUCUGUAACCCACUGCGUUAUGCAACCAUUCUUACCCCAGUUGUUGUGGCCAAGAUUGGAGGCCUGGUGGUACUGCGAGGUGUGGUGUUGACCAUCUCCUUUCCAAGCCUGGCCCAUCGGCUGCCCUACUGUGGCUCCCACACUAUUGCCUAUACCUACUGUGAGCACAUGGCAGUGGUGAAGCUGGCCUGUGGGGCCACCACCGUGGAUAACCUCUAUGCCUUUGCUGUGGCAAUCUUUCUUGGUGUGGGGGAUGUAUCCUUUAUUGCCUACACCUAUUGGCAGAUUGUGAAGACUGUAACUCAUUUUCCUUCAUCUGAGGCACGUGCUAAAGCAGGUAGCACAUGUACAGCUCAUGUCUGUGUCAUCCUUUUUUUUUAUGGACCAGGCUUUCUUUCUGUGGUCAUUCAGCGCUUUGGCCCACCCACAGCCUCUGCUGCCAAGGUCAUCUUUGCCAAUCUCUACUUGCUUUUCCCCCCUGCACUUGACCCCAUUGUGUAUGGGGUCAAGACCAAGCAGAUAAGGGAGCAACUGUUUAAAAUUCUAACCCCCAAGGGAAUUGAUCCCACAUGAGUGUACUUCUCAUGAUAUAGACCUCAGGUGCCAGGGUGACCACACCCUGUGGGGUGGGAGACCCACAGCACAGGUUAUUUGCCUAGUGGGGACAGUGAAGAGAAGCAAAUAAAGUUGUCCUGAGUGUUCAGAAGUUGGGAAAUCUCUUCUGAGGCAUAUGCUGUUUAGAUAUUGUGACACAAAACUGAGAGGGACUGAAGUAUCUUAAUUGAUCAAUGAAUGACUAAUUUUUUAAUACUCUUUUCCCUAAAAGCUUAUGAUUUACUUGUGUUGACAAGAGAAAUGCUCUAUGAGGUUAAGAAACAAUUAGAACUUUGAUGAACAUAAACCAAGUGACUUAAGAGUUCAGGGAGAAAUGAAUUGGAUACACAUUUUAAACAUAUGAAAACAUGGGACACUUCCUACCACCAUGACACUGAUAUACAACAUGUUUGUGGGAGCAGAGAGGCUCUCUCAUAAAAACAAAUUUGGCAUCACAGAAACAGGGUUCGAAAACUAUGGAGAUACUUUAGAGUUCUCAGCUUAUGAGAGAAACACCUGAUAUAUUCGUGCUCCAUCUCACUCCAGAAUUGCAGCUAAAGCUUGAGUUAUUUAUUCCAUAUACUUUUUCAGCUUUUUUUUUGAGAUGGAUGACCUUCUAUGACUCCUUUAGUACUGUGUAGUUUUAUGCUCUGAGAAUCAUAAAACUUCUUUUAUUUCUCCACUUUUAGUCUCAGGUACAGAGACUUGAGUUAAAGUUUAAUGCACGUACAAUUAUUGUUUUAACUCUUGCUUGCUCUUUUUUGUCUUCAUUCCUUAUGCUUUUGCCCAUUUUCUUUUUGUUCUUACCAUGACACUUACUUUAGUAUGUUUAUUUUUAAGUAUUUACAUGUUCUGGUAAUAUAUAUAGUAUUGAUUGACUGUUAUGUAUCCCUAAUAUAUAUAAACACCCUUCUUUAGUUCCUUAAAUGUCCCUGCAUCUUCCAGCCAUGGUAGUCUGUGUUCUCUCUGAUGUGAAUACCUAUUUCUAUCUUUAUCCUCUGUGUGCCUACUUAUUUUGAACUUGAGUUCAAAUUUCACCUCCCUGAAGAUUUAUAUAACUAGAUCAGUCAUUGUUAUCUGAACUGAGAGCUCUGUGUACAUUUAUUUUAUUAUUCAUCACAAUUUAUAAUUAUAUAUAAUGAUUGGUUGAAUGAUCUCUGUCUUCCAUUUGUACUAAAUGGUGAGUUGUAUUGUGUUGUUAACCUGCUACCUGAUAGGCACUCAAUAGAUUCAUGUUCAAUAAAUAAAUCUCAUUAUUUAAUGAACUGUCAUUCUAGUACAUUGCCUCAUCAGUUACACUGACAUAUGUGUGUUUUGAAUAAAUGAAUACAUACAUUUCCAAAGUGUAACACAGUAGGCACUCCAUAAAUUUGUAUUGGAAAAUUGAAAUAAUUUGUCACAAAAUUACUGUUGCAAUUACAAUCACUGUUAACACUCUUGUCUUCACUGCUGUCACCAUGACUAACACCCCUUUAGUUUAGUCUUUUCAAAUGGUAUAAUCUCAACUGGUGGUAUUUGGGACACUGCAGGUUCACUAGAGGUCAUAGUUAUUCUUACAAUGCAGAUUCACUGCUUUGUGUAAGCACAGAACAAAGACAAAACUAAUAUUUGCCUUCCUCUCCCCAUCAUUUGCUCAUCUUUUCUUUGUAUUUUCUUCCUUAUCCUGAGUAUUUAUCAGGCUCUCAGUAUCAAGAUGAUGAUCUUGAAAAUUUAGAAAUUAUGUUAAAAUGUGAUAGUGUUCUGAUAGAGAUUGGUUUCAAGCCCUAGAGGACUAAUUCUCAAUAGGAGAUAAUGAGCAGUAAUGAGACGUGGGCACAGUUGGGUUGAAGUGAUAUUAUAAAUGAUCAGGGCUUAGAAGACAAAUGGCCUGGGUUAUUGGGUGGGUAAGAGAAGGGUCACGGCUAAACUUUUGGUCUUUAGUGGGAAUCUGCCUCAAUCUUUCCCAAGCAGCUCCUGCUCUAUAUCAUAUUCAAUGAUCCUCUUUUCCUCUGUGAAAUAUUAAUCUUUAAUACUAGUAGUAAGAAAUUAGCUCUUCAAAGAAAGGGAAAAAGUAGACACCCCCACCAACUUUUGUCUGUGCUUCAUGGGUUGAAGUGGCAGAAAGAUCUGCAGGAGAUGGGGAGCAGUGACAGGACUGCAGAGGAAAAUUCUUCAGUGGAUGUAGGAUGAGUGAUUAGCACCAACGGGCUGAGAGAUGUCUAGGUUCUUUUGGCCAAACUAACGUUGAACAAUCUUAGUCUGAAUAUGCAUUAACCGUUGAUAACAUGAGUUGUUUCUGCGGUUCAGCUCUUACUCCAUGGUACCGUGAGCCCUUGAACACAGAGUACUGCAAU